UAUUAUUGUGUGUGUGCUGCAGCAACAAACAUCACGAUGACGUGACAUCAGACUCUUUGUGCCAGAAAACCUGUUUAUGUAUGACGAUUGAUAAUAUUCAAAUUUCCUCAGUGCAGCGUGAGUUAAUUUAAAUAUUUCCCACGGAAGUUUGCAUGACCAGUUCGACCCUACUUAAACAGGGCUCGUAUUUUUAUCCAAUAUUUAUUAGCGUUUAUCAGCAAUCGCGUCACGCACAAUAAACGAUGAACUGCACAACCUAAAAUGCUUUUCGACUUAAUUUAACGCGCCGUUUCUGAAGUUCCAGCCGAUGACGUUACUUGCUUAUAGAUCUCCUUGUGCUGUGUAAUAGGUGCUGUUCGCGUUUGGAGUGUUAUCAGUGCAAUUUGGCCAGCGACGUGCAAUUAGUGGCUCCGGGGAGCGGAGAAGCUUCGCACGGCAGCAUUCAUUUGAACCAUUUAUUGAGAAGACUAGGGCUGGGUCGGUAGUUCCGCUUCCCCUUCGCCAUAGCGGAAUGAUCCAGGGGCCUAAAAGAUAGAAAGAAAAGCAGCAUUGUAAAUAGUUGAAGUCCCAUUUUACUAAGUUAUUUGUACGCGGCAUGUACUAUUAAGGCCCGAUGCUGCGACGGAAGCGCUUUUGAAGGAUUUCCAAAGGUUUUCCAGGCCGUCGAGGAGCCGAGCUUUAUUCAAGUUUAACUGCUGUGGGAUCUCCGGUACCUGGUACAUUCUCACCUGCUUUCAUCUUCUGCACAUCUUCCUGUAGUGCACACGCGCUGAUGUAAGCGCAGCUCUGUGUCUUCUGUCCUCUCCCGCUGUCUUCCCCCUGGUCCCAUUAGCUGUGUGUGGCUCACCACAACCUCAUAGCGAUGUGCGAUAACGGUGACACUGAGGAUAAGCCCCCUGCCCCCCCAGUCAGAAUGAGCAGCACCAUCUUCAGCACGAGCUCUGGUAAAGACUCGCUCUCAGCCAACCACAGCUCCAAGCCUCUGCCCUCCGUGCCUGAGGAGAAGACGCCUCGCAACAAGAUCUUUUCUAUCUUCUCUGUGUCUGAAAAAGGUGGUAGAAAGAAGGACAAGGAUAAAGAGAGACCAGAGAUUUCACCACCUUCAGAUUUUGAACACACCAUACACGUGGGGUUUGAUGCUGUCACAGGGGAAUUCACUGGUAUGCCGGAGCAAUGGGCUCGACUACUGCAGACUUCAAACAUCACAAAGUCUGAGCAGAAGAAAAACCCACAGGCUGUUCUUGAAAUACUCAAGUUCUACGACUCCACGGGCAACGGCCGUCAGAAGUACCUCAGCUUCUCAUCUCCUGAAAAAGACGCACUCACUCCAGGGCCUCAGUCUCCUGUCAAAAAAGGCAGUGAACCUUCAUCUCCAAAUAUCAAAGACAUUGAUGACGAUGACGAUGAUGAAGCUCCUCCUCCUGUUGUUGCACCGCGGCCAGAACAUACGAAGAGUGUGUACACUCGCUCUGUUAUUGACCCCAUUCCUGUUCCAACUGUGUGUCCUGAUGGAGACGCUGCCUCCAAGGCUGCAGACAGACAGAAGAAGAAGAGCAAGAUGUCAGAUGAGGAGAUCAUGGACAAACUGAGAACUAUAGUCAGCAUUGGCGAUCCCAAGAAGAAGUACACAAGAUAUGAGAAAAUUGGCCAAGGAGCUUCAGGAACAGUAUUCACAGCCAUUGAUGUUGCCACAGGACAGGAGGUUGCCAUCAAACAGAUCAACCUACAAAAGCAGCCGAAGAAGGAGCUUAUCAUUAAUGAGAUUCUAGUGAUGAAGGAGCUGAAGAAUCCCAACAUUGUCAACUUUUUAGACAGCUUCCUGAUGGGGGAGGAGCUGUUUGUGGUGAUGGAGUACCUGGCUGGUGGUUCGCUUACAGAUGUGGUCACAGAAACCUGUAUGGAUGAGGCUCAGAUCGCUGCUGUCUGUCGAGAGUGUUUACAAGCGUUGGAUUUCCUACAUGCAAACCAGGUCAUUCACAGAGACAUCAAAAGUGAUAACGUGUUACUGGGGAUGGAUGGCUCUGUUAAGCUCACUGAUUUUGGCUUCUGCGCCCAGAUCACGCCUGAACAGAGCAAACGCAGCACCAUGGUAGGCACACCCUACUGGAUGGCUCCUGAGGUUGUGACCAGGAAGGCUUAUGGGCCUAAAGUAGACAUUUGGUCAUUGGGUAUUAUGGCUAUCGAGAUGGUUGAAGGAGAGCCUCCCUACCUUAAUGAGAACCCACUACGUGCAUUGUACCUGAUUGCUACAAACGGCACACCUGAGCUUCAGAACCCUGAAAAGCUGUCUCCAGUUUUCAGAGAUUUUCUCAACCGUUGCCUGGAAAUGGAUGUUGAGAAACGAGGCGGAGGAAAAGAGCUGCUCCAGCACCCUUUCCUGAAGCUGGCAAAGCCACUCUCCAGUCUCACACCUCUCAUCCUGGCAGCCAAGGAGGCCAUGAAGGGCAAUCGUUAGCACGUUAAAUUAGCUACCCUGCCUUCCCAAGAUGCUGUGCACAGAUAUGUGCCAACCAUUUAGAUUUUGUGCCAGACAAUAGGCUGACAGUGACUUGCCACUGUUGAUGCAGCAGCCUUGUAAGCCCUGACAAACCUCACUGUGAAGAAGACCAAAAAUGUAGAGCACAACCCCACCGCUGUCCACAUGAACUCUGUUUUCACUCAGACGUCAGAAGACAAGUCAAACUAAAGUGCUUAGUUUUAGAGUCAGGCAUAAUUAUUUUGUACAACAGAUCUCCGGGUGACAAGGCUAGGCUUGUAUUUAACUUGGAAUGAAGAAAACGCCUAGUUCUGUUUUAGUUUUUAUAAUCAACUGCCUUAAACAAAUGCAAAAUGUUGCCUAAUGUAUUGCUGAUUAUGUCAGUGUCUCUCUACCCGUGAUUUUUACUACCUUUGUAAUUUACCUUGUCAGCUUGUCAGUGUCUUAGUUAUUUUGAUACUUGAAUUUCAGAUUUGUGCCCCUUCUUGUUAUAUAAUGGGUCUACUUCAAUGAACACUCUUAUUUCCACAUCGACUCAUGUUUUAUGGACUUCUUCUUAGAACAGUUUUAUAGGAAACAUUUCAGUGCAUUUGUCAUCAUUGUAUUCUGUGGUUGUCCUCGUUUCAUUGCCACACCUGCCGAGACUUACUGUAUCAGUUGUUCCCCUGUAGCAUUCGUAUCCUGAUACCAGAGAUGCACCUUACAGGAAAAGUGUUAGAUUGACAGGGUUUAUACUUUCUUCUGUUAUUAAAAUGAGUAUUGUAUGUUG
This is a messenger RNA of Betta splendens (Siamese fighting fish), 3245 nucleotides long. RefSeq names its product p21 protein (Cdc42/Rac)-activated kinase 2b (gene pak2b). Gene Ontology annotation, biological process: regulation of axonogenesis; protein phosphorylation; intracellular signal transduction. Gene Ontology annotation, molecular function: protein serine/threonine kinase activity; ATP binding. Gene Ontology annotation, cellular component: cytoplasm. The transcript has 15 exons. The record is from RefSeq and is a predicted model, not a curated record. Lineage: Eukaryota; Metazoa; Chordata; Actinopteri; Anabantiformes; Osphronemidae. The coding region runs from base 863 to 2455 and encodes 530 amino acids.